GUCAACGCUCGCGCACGAGUGGUGCUGUAGCGUCCGCUCGUGCUCCCUCACGCGCAGUCAACGCGUGCUUCGGGAAAUAUAAACAUUUAUGAUAAUUCAUUAAUAGAUAAUUUUAUAACUAUUCAUGUCGGUCGUUUGUAAGCGGAUUUGUGCUGUUGUUUGCGUUAGUAAACCGCGCGCAUAUCAGUGUUUAAUACGGCUUUGAGAUUCGCCGCGGCCUGACGAUUAAUCGCCUUUGACAUAUAUGUCAUUAUUAAAGUUGAGUUAGUUAUCAUUAAUUAAGUGUGUGACCUUAUGUAAGCAUGACAGAUGAAGAAGCGGUUGUGAUGCAGCAGAUCGUGGACAGGAGUUGUUGGGUGUGUUUUGCUACAGAUGAGGAUGACCGCACGGCAGAGUGGGUGCGUCCGUGCCGUUGCCGGGGUUCUACUAAGUGGGUUCAUCAGUCAUGUCUGCAGCGUUGGGUGGACGAGAAACAGAGAGGCAACAGCACGGCACGCGUCGCCUGUCCGCAGUGCAAUGCAGAGUAUCUCAUCGUGUUCCCCAAACUCGGGCCAGUUGUGUAUGUGUUGGAUCUGGCAGACAGACUGAUCUCAAAGGCCUGCCCGUUUGCUGCUGCUGGUAUCAUGGUGGGAUCCAUUUACUGGACGGCUGUCACAUACGGGGCUGUUACAGUCAUGCAGGUUGUGGGUCAUAAGGAAGGUCUGGAUGUAAUGGAACGGGCGGAUCCUCUCUUCCUGUUGAUCGGCCUGCCCACCAUCUCAGUUAUGCUAAUUUUGGGGAAGAUGAUUCGUUGGGAAGAUUACGUGCUCCGCCUGUGGAGGAAAUACUCUAAUAAGCUUCAGAUCCUCAACAGUAUCUUCCCAGGUAUUGGCUGUCCAGUGCCGAGGAUCCCGGCGGAGGCCAGUCCACUGGCCGAUCACGUAUCGGCCACACGGAUCCUAUGCGGUGCCCUCGUUUUCCCCACCAUCGCCACCAUCGUCGGUAAACUGAUGUUCAGCAGUGUCAACUCAAAUCUUCAGAGGACUAUUCUGGGUGGCAUUGCGUUUGUGGCUAUUAAAGGGGCAUUCAAGGUUUAUUUCAAGCAGCAGCAGUAUCUCCGACAAGCUCAUCGCAAGAUCCUAAAUUUCCCAGAGCUGGAAGAGGCCUGAGCUCAUCAUCACACCCUCUGUCAUUCAGUUUUAAAAGCCACUACUGCAUCACAUUCAGACAUUUUCACAGACGCUGGUUUUGGUUUUCUCUUCCGAGAAUAUGAUGAUUGCGUUUCGAGUGUUAAUUGAGAUUCAGCUAUGUUUUUUAUUUUUUAUUUAAUCAGACCUGGGAAGUGGUGCGCUAAUCAUUUUAUGGGCUUUGACUUUUUUUUUUUUUUUUUUGAGAAAGAGACAAAAAUUAUUAAAAGGUUUUAUAUGAUUUAGUGGCCGUUUUUAUAAUUGAUUCAAAAUGUCUCAACUGAAUCACUAUUAUUAAUAAUUUGUGAUAUGACUUUGAUUUAAAGUAUGUGGAAAUAAAAGUGAAAAUGGAGAUUUAUAGUAAAAAAGGACUUAAAAUAUUGAUCUGUUUCUCUCCUGCAAUCAUCAUAUUGCUUCUAAAAACACAUGGAUUUAAACACUGGAGUCUGUGGAGUAUGGAUUAUUUUAUGCUGCCUUUUGUGAUUUUGUUUGAGCAUCAAAGUUCUGGCCAUCAUUCACUUGUACUGUAUGGACCAACAGAGCUGAGAUGUUCUUCUAAAAAUCUUAAUUUGUUUUCAGCAGAACAAACUCAUACACAUGUGGGAUCACAUGAGGGUGAGUAAAUGAGCCAAUUUUCGUUUUUGGGUGAACCGUUCUUUCAAUGAUGACGUUCUGUUUUACUCGUGUUAAUAUUGUCCCCUCAUUAAUAAUUCGACUAUUGAAUGCAUUAUACUCUCAUUUUAAAGGCAAACAUAAAUAAAGAAGGUAUUUGCUUGUAAGAUGCUUAUAAAAUAGCCUUUCUGUGGUUUUCUUGAUAAUUUUUCACCCCAAAAUGUGAAGGAAAAAAGUAUUGUAUCAGCAUAAGUUAUUCCCAGCACUUAUAACAAUGAUGUACACUUCUAAUUAUACUUUACAGACAAACUUAAUGUGUUAUAUAUAUAUGUAUAUAUAUAUAUAUAUAUAUAUAUAUAUAUAUAUAUAUAUAUGUAUAUAUAUACACACAAAAAAUUCUUAAAAAGCUGUAUUGUCAAUAUUUCCUUUUGAUUUUGGGGUGAAAUAUGAGCUGAACGUUUCUUGAACAGUUUUUGAAUAUUAAUCUUUUCUCUUGCCUUUACAUUCAAGCAAGCGCCCAACUAUGUUUUGUUUACAUCCAUCUUUGUAGUGUUAAUGACUGACUUACAUUUUUAUCAUUGAGAAACUAUUUGGUUUAGACAGUUAGUAUGCCAAUGUAUUGUGUUCUGUGAUCUGUUUUUAUUGCUUUUCUCAAUUGGGGCCCCUUUAGACCACUUUAAAAUUAAAACAUUUUGGCAUGUGAUGCCUCAAAACGGUUUAUAGCCCUGUUUUAUAAUAUAUAUUCCCAUAAAUAAAUGGUCUCAUGUGGAGCGAACUAUUCGAGUAUUAGUGCCCUAUUUAGUUACACCAGGACAAUAUAUAUAUAUAUAUAUAUAUAUAUAUAUGUCUUAAAGGCCGUGUAGUCCAGAUGGACAAUUGUAUUUGCCAAAUGUUUGUAUCUAUUUUUGUUUUUCUGAAUCUUUCUUUUUGAUGACUUCAGAUUUAUCUAGCAGAGCGUAUUUCACCUGUUACUGUGAUGUAUCUGACAUAUGUACAUGAGAGAAAACAUUGUAUAAAAACGUACUAGGACCAUUUGUUUAAAGGCAUAUAUAGCAGCAGUACACUACAGUUUAAGUUUGUGAUCCAAUGUGUGGGCUGGAUUGCUGUAUUUGAAAAACCUUGUGCAAUUAACUCACAGGCUUAUAAUCCGAAUUAUAUAUCGGAGUACAAUUAUUUGUCCAUAGUUUAAGCACAUCAUUAAAAGCUUGUUGUUAGGUACAACAUGGACAUGCUUACAGGAGACUGAGUUGCUGGAAAAAAGGUUUUUUUUUUCCACAUUAACUGUAUAACUGGUAUUGGCAGCAGACAAGUGUUCUUUGUUGCUUAAAUGUCAUUUUAAUUAAGUUUUUUCACCAUGCAAUGUUUAUAGUUCAAAAUGAUCUCCAUAAGGUCCUUUUGAGUUGUUCAAAUGAAGCAUAAUGCCAAAUACAGAAAGUGUUUGUAUAAAUCAUCAUCUUGUACAGAUACAGCUUCUGAAUUUAUUGUUUCCUGGUUGAUUUAUGUAAAUAUAUUUAUUUUUCCAAUGCUUGAC
This is a messenger RNA of Xyrauchen texanus (razorback sucker), 3309 nucleotides long. RefSeq names its product E3 ubiquitin-protein ligase MARCHF5. The record is from RefSeq and is a predicted model, not a curated record. Lineage: Eukaryota; Metazoa; Chordata; Actinopteri; Cypriniformes; Catostomidae. The coding region runs from base 303 to 1148 and encodes 281 amino acids. Gene Ontology annotation, molecular function: zinc ion binding. The transcript has 6 exons.